ACAAACAAACAAACUUUCCGCCUUCUCAGUUCUUCUCCCACUCCCCUUCCACUUCCACUUCCAUGGCGGUCUAGAAACAGAGGGAGAGAAAUCGAGAAUGUCGAGCUUGGAAUGGGGCAAAGGAAGGAAGAGGAUGAUCGAAGAACAGGCAACGGAGGAAUUAGAAGCGCUCCAACUUCUCCACCCCGAUCGUUUCGAAUACCUAAAGCUCGAGCUCAAGUCCUUCAUCCAACUUCUCCAAUCGCAAUCGCAAUCGGACCAUCCGAACGCUCACGAAGCCUCCAAACCCUCGCCGACCUCUCUCGCUCCCGAUUCACAAGAGUCGAGCAGUUGUAGGAAGAGAAGGAAGAUAAUAGAGGAAUCAGGAUCAGAGAAAGCAUGUGGAAACAGACUCCAUAGAGCGACUGCUGCCGAAUCGGAGACGGGAGAGAUGAUCGGGCGGAGGAACAGAGUGGAUGUGGUUCUGGAGAGAGCCGUGGUUUGUCUCCGGAAGAUUCGACGCUUCAAAACCGCUCUGUUUUCCGCCGCCUGACGCCGCCCAUCGACGCCGCUCGCCGCACCAUUUUUUGUCGCCUCCAAGGUGCUACCCUCUCUCUCUCUACCACGUAAUUGCCGCACGUGUGGGAAGUUUUGAAACCUGAUUUAGUGGGACAACGACAAACUUUACAGUUUUGUGGAGGGUAAAAAUUUGAAAUUUGCAAUUUGCAGUAAGAAAAAGGUGGAACAAUUUGAAAUUUGUAUUUCGAAUGGAAAUGGAAUAUAGUCUUUGAAUUGGGAAUUUUUGUGUAUAAAUAUUGAUUGAUAUCUGGUUUUGA
Molecule: messenger RNA, 815 nt
Organism: Momordica charantia (bitter melon)
Lineage: Eukaryota; Viridiplantae; Streptophyta; Magnoliopsida; Cucurbitales; Cucurbitaceae
Source: RefSeq, a predicted model, not a curated record